Ruditapes philippinarum (Manila clam) is the source of this 1805-nucleotide messenger RNA. RefSeq lists its product as uncharacterized. The transcript has 5 exons. The record is from RefSeq and is a predicted model, not a curated record. The coding region runs from base 327 to 929 and encodes 200 amino acids. NCBI's taxonomy places the organism in Eukaryota, Metazoa, Mollusca, Bivalvia, Venerida, Veneridae.
UGCAAAUAUUGACCAUGACUUGCACAUAUAUAUCGUCAAAUUUUGUCACAUUGUCAUUCGCUGCGUUUUCCUAUAAAAUAUAUAAAUCAUAAACAAAAAGAUAAUGUUUUAUAAUAGGAGUCUAUUCACUUAAAUUAAAACAUUUACAAAAGAUUAUGUUUUAAAAAUAGUUAAUUGAUUGACAUUAAUUUAAAUUAAAAACAUUACUCCACAUUAAAAAAUCUAAAAAUUGUUUCCGAAUUAAAAAUCAUUAAUUAAGCGGAUUUAAAAAGUGUCACCAGAUUCGAACCGAAAGAAGUUAAUAAAUUGUAUAAUAAUAUAUAAAUAUGUCGACGGACUAUCAAAAGCAUGCAAUUGUAACUGAAGAACAAGGGGAUAAGGAGGACGUUCCUUUGUCACACGGCAGGAAUAAAUCAAAACAGUUUACAAGGAGAAUAGACAUAGUGUCUUUUCAGAGCACACCACAUAUGGUUGUCACAUCAUCAGAUAGGAGUAUGGUCAUUGGAAAGCAACAUGGACUAGAUGUAGAUUACCUACUGGACAGUAUUCCCGCUCAAAGCUGCCUGACUAUGGAUUUCCCGAAGGAAAAUGUGAAACUUGCCAUCGACAUUUACAUUACAAGAAAAGGUAAUGUUUAUUUCAAGGCGAAAGAUUUGUGUGAAAUCUUGUUUGAAAUUGAGGAAAAUCCAGACAAAUUUAGAACACGUUUAACAGCUAUGAAAGAACUGAAAACAGAUACAAUUCAGUGCGAGGAAGAAGGAAAUACGAAUGUUGACGAAAUAUCACGGGAAGAACAUUUCACAUAUGAACAGACCUUGACUUGCCCGAUAUGUAUACAAGAAGAGGAAACUAUGUUAUUAUACGCAUAUCAACAUUUCAUGUGUUGCCAGUACUGCAGUUUGGGUUUUUAUGAAGAACAUGGCUAUUAGUUUUUUCCAUAUAUUUGUGCAUACCUACGUCGAUAACUACAGGGGAACAAUAUGAUUUAUCCAUGACUGAAGAGAAGGGUCCCAAAUUUGUAUAAAAACAUUCCCAUGUUCAUAUAUUUUUAUCUAAAAAUGAGUCCGAUUUUUAUGACUGAAAAAACAAAAACAUACUAGUUUUUCAAAAACGAACCCCAACAUAUAUUUUUAUCUAAAAAGAGUCCGAUUUUUAUUACUGAACAAAAGCAUACUAGUUUUUCAAAAACGAAUCCUAUACUGUUGUAAGGUCGAAAAGUGUGUCCGAAAAUUAUAACUGAAAUUAAAGUCCCAUCUAUAUGCCUGAAAAAAAGUGUCCACUAUUUACCGUUAGAAGUAAGUCCAAAAAAUUAUUUGGAAAAAAAGCAAGCCUCUGAGUCAUGUUUGAAAGAGAGUCGCAUAUAUGUUUGUAUCCUUUGCCCAUCUGUCAAAUUACUAAAUGUGUUGAUAUUAUGUUAUGAAUUAUUUAUUCAAAGUGUGUUUUAAUGUAUACACAUUCGUAUUACAUAAGACAUGUUAGUAUUUUUAAGCAUGUUGCUCAAAUGUUCAAUAUUUUGAAAUCACUGCCUGAUUUUUGUUGCAGUUUUAUUAUAUUAUGUCAUUAUUUACAUUCUAUUUUAUUUUCCUGUAUUCGACAGUACUAGAUCCAGUGUUAACUGCUUUGGAUACAGUCACAAAAACAAUAGUGCUAAAUUUUGAUUCAUUUUAGGACCAGUCAUAUCUGUUAAAGUAUGAGUGACAUAGAAUGAAUAAAUGUGUAUUUUACUUUCAUAGCUAAUGUAUUUCUUGUGUAUGUCUUCAACUUUCUUUUUAAUUUCCCAGAUAUUAAAGAAGCGUGUCUCCUAA